Messenger RNA from Astyanax mexicanus (Mexican tetra), 999 nucleotides. RefSeq lists its product as uncharacterized. The record is from RefSeq and is a predicted model, not a curated record. NCBI's taxonomy places the organism in Eukaryota, Metazoa, Chordata, Actinopteri, Characiformes, Acestrorhamphidae. The transcript has 5 exons. Bases 1 to 522 code for a protein of 173 amino acids.
AUGUCUGCUCCAGAGAAACGUUACCGUUCAGGAGCUGAUAUAGUACUGAUUAUACACAAAGUCUCUCAGUCAGAUGCUGGAAGAUACUACUGUGAUGGAUCUACAGUGGAGCUGAUCGUGAAUGGAAACUGUCCAGUGAUAUACUCUAUAACCUCAACCAGUUUACCCACUUCCACCACUAGAACAACACCUGCAGAGAGAACUGAAACCUCAACCACCACAACAGUGGAGCGCUCAGCUAAAGGUCCAGUGAUAUACUCUACAACCUCAACCAGUUUACCCACUUCCACCACUAGAACAACACCUGCAGAGAGAACUGAAACCUCAACCACCACAACAGUGGAGCGCUCAGCUAAAGAGUUCUGGAUGGUGUUCGUAGCUGUGGGCAGUGUUCUUCUGCUGUUAGCGUUAGCAUCUCUUCUCUCAACAAAGUGUUUCCCAAAGAAGAACGCAGAAGAGGAUGAUGUACCGUCUGGAGAUGUCUACACCACGACUGAAUAUGUCAAUAUUAUAAAAUCCUAAUCAAGUAGAUAACGGAUUUUAAGGAGAUACACUGGAAGCACUGGGCUCAUUUAAACACCUCCUUAUACCUGUGUUUUACUCUCUUUUUUAACUGUUUUAACUGUUUUAACUUAACAAAAAAGAUGCAGAGCUUUCAGACCUCAAAUAAUGCAAAGAAAACAACAAGUUCAUCUUCAUAAAGUUUUAAGAGUUCAGAAAUAAUCAAUAUUUGGUGGAAUAACCCUGGUUGGUUUUUAAUCACAGUUUUUUUCAUGCAUCUUGGCAUCAUGUUCUCCUCCACCAGUCUUACACACUGCUUUUGGAUAACUGUAUGCUGCUUGUCAUCAUCCAUCUUCCUCUUGAUUAUAUUCCAGAGGUUUUUAAAUUGAUAAAAACAAAAAAACUCAACAUUAUUUUUUUCCAGUGCUGUAUGUGCUAUAACUUAUAAUUAUUUACUGCAUAUGAACAUACUGCAUAUGUAUAUAUCUGUCAAUAAAA